Messenger RNA from Protopterus annectens (West African lungfish), 4666 nucleotides. It is a transcript of the gene TAF4, whose product is annotated as TATA-box binding protein associated factor 4. Bases 19 to 3300 code for a protein of 1093 amino acids. The record is from RefSeq and is a predicted model, not a curated record. Gene Ontology annotation, molecular function: protein heterodimerization activity; RNA polymerase II general transcription initiation factor activity; DNA binding. Gene Ontology annotation, biological process: DNA-templated transcription; transcription initiation at RNA polymerase II promoter. Gene Ontology annotation, cellular component: transcription factor TFIID complex. NCBI's taxonomy places the organism in Eukaryota, Metazoa, Chordata, Ceratodontiformes, Protopteridae. The transcript is spliced from 17 exons.
UUUAGCAGCGGAUUGAAGAUGGCGGCGGGUUCAGAUCUGCUGGAUGAUGUUUUCUUUAAUACAGAGGUGGACGAGAAAGUGGUGAGCGACAUAGUGGGCUCCUUGGAGUCACAUUUGGCAGCUACUGCUAGCAACACGCCCGAAGUUAGACCCCAAGGAGUCGCAAAUCAUGUUGCCAGUUCUGGGGUAGGAAGCAAUGCUAAUGCCCAGACAGACAGCAAAAUGGGACUUGCACAAGAGGUGGCAAAAGGAGGGGCUGGAGUGCAAGGGGGUGUUAUUAACAAUACAAGGUCCCAGGGUUCAGCUAUGGAUGCAACAGUGAUUACAUCUUCAUCUGCAGGAUCCGAGGCAUCAGGGGCUAUCAGUCAGGGUAAAUCUGUGGUCAUCAAUGCCAUGGCAACCAAUUUACCCAAUCAUGGGUCCGGCAAUGGGAAAAUUGGGACCUCUGCGGUACAAACUUUGAAUGGAAGUAAUGUAGUAAUGAACUCUCACAAUUCAGGAAGUGCUGCCACUUUUACUGGAACUAAUGCUUCGAGUACUAAUGCACCUGCUGUAACAGUAGUCAACAAUGGACCUGGAUCUGUUGUAAAAGGAUCUGUUAACGCUGUCUUACCUACGGCGGCAAGUACUGUCAUCCAGACUUCUUAUAUGAACACACCGAAUGUUUCGUCGACAGUUAUUUCACCACAAGGAGCGAGUCUUGGACCUACUGUUACGUUGGUGAGGACUCCGAUUCACACGGGACAUGCUACAACACAAAAUGGAAAUAGUACUGUACUAAAUUCUGCUUUGAACGUUGCUAGCUUACCAGUAAGUGUUGGGUCUGGCGUAUCUCUCCAGCCGCCACUUCUUAACAGCCAGCCUGCUUCAAGUUUGGCUGGGAACGUUGCAUUGACUGCGGGGACACAUGUAAUGAAGUCUGAAUCUCCGAAAUCCAUUAUUCAGGCGACCCAGCAGUUAUUGACAGCUAGCAGUCAGCAGAAUACGAGUAACAUGGUCCUUGGGCAACCUAUGCAAGGUGGGCUUCCGAGUGUAGCUCCCAAUCCUGGUGGAAUACAGUCUCAUCCCGCUGGUGCACCAUCUGGAAUUACCAAGACAACUGCUAGUACUGCUUCCCAAAAUAUAUUGAGGACUCCAACAGUUACGACUACUGGAGGCAUAAGGGCUACGAUGGCACCCCCUGUUUUAGCUCCUCGUCUCCCCCAUGCAUCACACAAUCCUAGUAUUCAAAACUUUCAGUUACCCCCUGGCAUGGUCCUGGUCCGCAGUGACAGUGGGCAGCUCUUGAUGAUACAUCAACAGGCCCUCGCUCAGAUGCAAGCACAAGCACAUGCUCAGGCACAAACACAGUCCCAGAACACCAUGACUCAACGGUCUGCAACACCUACCAGUGCUCCUGCGGUCCAGCUGUCCACUGUACAGGCUCCUGGAACAUCUAUCAUUGCACGGCAGGUGACCCCUACUACCAUCAUUAAGCCAGUAUCACAAGCCCAGACGACAGUGCCAGCAACAACAACGUUACAGCGACCUCCUGUAGUGCAGCCCCAGAUUGUUUUGGGUGGGACAACACAAACAGCUGCAAUAGGACCAGCAUCAUCUGUCCAGCCUGGAACUCCUCAAAGACCUGCACAAGGAACAGCAACUGCUACAGUCAGUACCACAGACUCUCUGGCUGUCAGCAGAGGUCCCGCACGUAUUACGCCAGUGACAUUAAAUGCUGCAGGACAGCCUCACGCACUGCCUGGCAACAUAAUAUCUCCCAUGCAGCCACAACCUGGAAUGGAAACUAACAGUGUUAUAGGUCCCGUGGUCAUGACGGUAACACCGGAAACAAUGGAAAAUGUAAAGAAGUGCAAAAACUUUCUGUCUACGUUAAUUAAGCUGGCAUCAUCUGGCAAACAGUCAACAGAAACAGCUGCUAAUGUGAAAGAGCUAGUGCAGAAUCUUCUGGACGGAAAAAUUGAACCCGAAGACUUCACGAGUAGAUUGUAUCGGGAACUCAACUCAUCACCUCAGCCAUACCUUGUGCCUUUUUUAAAGAGGAGUCUGCCGGCUUUGAGACAAUUAACCCCAGACUCAGCUGCUUUUAUUCAACAAAGCCAACACCCACAACCGAUUGUACAAGCAACGACAGCACUUACAGCAGUGGUUUUAGGGAGCUCUGUUCAGAGGACUGCAGGAAAAGCCACUGCUACAGUAACAAGUACUCUCCAACAGCCUGUAAUCAGCCUGGCGCAGUCUGCGCAAGCUGGCAAUAAAGGACAACAUACGUCGCUGGUCAUACAGCAGGCGCAUAAGCAGGGACAGCUUGUUAGAUCUCCUCAUGUAGCAUUGUCACAGUCACAAAUGGUGACGCUGAGAACGCCUUCUCAUCGAAUCAUGGUGACGCCUCCACAGGUCCAAGUAAACCGAAUACAGCCAGUAAUGAAGCCUACAGUAUUACCUGGAGCCAAAGGCCCGCCCACAUUUUCAGCACAAGUAGCUGCCAAUCAGAAAAAUAAGCUAAAGGAUACAGGAGGUGGUUUCUUUAGGGAUGACGAUGAUAUCAAUGAUGUAGCGUCCAUGGCUGGUGUAAAUCUGUCAGAAGAAAGUGCACGGAUAUUGGCAACAAACUCAGAACUAGUUGGAACGUUAACGCGGUCGUGUAAAGAUGAGACAUUCCUCUUAUCAUCAGCUUUACACAGAAAAAUUAUGGAAAUAGGUAAGAAAUAUGGGGUAACUGACAUUAAUCCAGACGUCAUCAACUAUGUGUCACAUGCAACGCAGCAGAGGUUACAGAACCUUGUAGAAAAAAUAUCAGAAACAGCCCAACAAAGAAACAUUUCAUAUAAGGAUGACGAGAGAUACGAGCAAACGAGUGAUGUACGGAUGCAGUUGAAAUUCUUUGAACAACUUGAUCAAAUAGAGAAGCAAAGAAAGGAUGAACAAGAAAGAGAAAUUUUAAUGCGUGCAGCAAAGUCACGGUCAAGGCAAGAGGAUCCAGAACAGCUUAGGCUAAAACAGAAAGCAAAGGAGAUGCAGCAGCAGGAAUUGGCGCAGAUGAGGCAGCGAGAUGCCAAUUUAACAGCACUUGCAGCUAUUGGUCCAAGAAAGAAACGGAAAGUGGAUUCUCCGGGGCCUGGGACAGGGACAGAGGGCUCAGGGACCAGUGGGACACUUCCAGGUAGUGCUGGUGUUGGAACAAGGCAAUUUACACGGCAGAGAAUAACACGAGUGAAUCUCAGGGACCUCAUUUUCUGUUUAGAAAAUGAAAGAGAGACAAGCCAUUCACUAUUGCUAUAUAAAGCAUUCCUUAAAUAAACAUCUACGGAAGCAUUUGGGUCGUGGAUUGCCCAAAGGACAUUUUUAUACUUCUGAAGAUUGUGCCCUUUCUUAAAGAAAGACCCAGACUUGUAAACCAAGAAAAAGCUCUACCUGGGAGACUUUGUUUCUCUUGUAAGUAAACUCUCCAAGUGUGAUGGAACUUGAAUUGCUGCAUAAGUGGGAAUUCAAAGCCUGUGGAUGCUAUGAAUGGACAACUAAAUAUUACUCAUCUCUUGACUGAGUGGCCUUCUUGCCAAACAAGCCAUAUAUAUAUAUAUGUGUGUGUAUAUAUACAGACUAUUUAGAAUUGUUUAUCAAAUAAUCAACUACCUGUUGUUGUCAGAUCUUUUGUUGGCCUCAGUAGUUGUGUGAAUUUUUGUUAAAUAUUCCCUGCCCAUAUCUAAAACAUGGGUAUAUGUAUAUGUCUUCAGCAGAGGAACCUCAUUUUUAUUGACAAAUUGCUAAACUUGAUUCUUACAGUAUUUAUCUUUAUUUCUGUUGUGUUCUAGAAAUGUCUACAUACAAGAUAUUCAUUCUUGUUUUACGUUAACCCAUGUUUUAACCACAUUACUGCAUGUUAGAGGCCCUAAAGGUCUAUAAAAGCAUUACUUUAUGAAUGUUUUAAAAACAUCUGUAAAAAUGCAUUUUUAUGUGAUACAACUUGUAAAGAUGUAAAAAAGAAAAUGUUUUCUGCAUAUAAAUAUAUUUUACUUGCACUGUGCUUUUUUAGCUAAUGUAAAAGUUUAGAUUGAAAAAUUAAAGUUGAGGAUUUGUCAGAGACUGGUUUCCUAGUGUGAAUCAAGUGUAGAAAUAUGAAUGGUGUAUUUUGCAACUGUAGAAAAAUGGAUGGUGUAUUUUGUCAGUAAUUGUACAUAUUUUGGCACAUAACAUGAAAAGAAAUUCCCUAUGUAAACCAUAAUUAUUUUGCUAAGACCAUAUGCAAGCUGUGGGUUUCCUUUAAAGACAUCCAGAGCAAAGCCCCUUCUUUGUACCUAUUUUUUUAUCACAAAAUAUACUAAUUGGUUCUUUAUAUUUUCAGAGGGUAUUGUAUUAAAUUGUCUAUCAAUAGUACUUUUAUGAUUGUAAAUAUUUUGGAUUUUUUGUGUGAGAAUUUUAUGUUAAAUUUUAACUCGUGUAUAAACUGAAUACUGAUCAGUAUUUUAUAUCAACACCUGACAAACUGUUACACUUUUUUUGUCUUUUAGGAAAUCUUGUCUUUCCAUUUUUUCAUGUAAAUUUUGCACAGUUAUUUGUUCAUAUGUAAAUAUUUUACUUUUGAAAAAAAUGAAGUUUUUAAUUGCUAUUGUUUUAUAUAGGAUUGAAAGAAAAUUAACUCCUUUAUUAAAAACAAAUUUAUCUGUAA